Molecule: messenger RNA, 1812 nt
Organism: Puma concolor (puma)
Lineage: Eukaryota; Metazoa; Chordata; Mammalia; Carnivora; Felidae
Source: RefSeq, a predicted model, not a curated record
CGGAGUGUGAUGCAGAAGUACCUCCAGGAGAGAAAUGAAAUAACCUUUGACAAGAUUUUUAACCAGAAAAUUGGUUUCUUGCUAUUUAAAGAUUUUUGUUUGAAUGAAAUUAAUGAAGCUGUACCUCAGGUGAAGUUUUAUGAAGAGAUAAAAGAAUACGAGAAGCUUGAGAAUGAAGAAGACCGCCUUUGCAGGAGCCGGCAAAUUUAUGACAAGUACAUCAUGAAGGAGCUGCUGUCUUGUUCGCAUCCGUUCUCAAAGCAAGCUGUAGAACAUGUACAAAGUCACCUAUCCAAGAAACAAGUGACAUCCACUCUUUUCCAGCCCUACAUAGAAGAAAUUUGUGAAAGUCUCCGAGGCAACAUUUUCCAAAAAUUUAUGGAAAGUGACAAGUUCACCCGAUUUUGCCAGUGGAAAAACGUAGAAUUAAACAUCCAUUUGACCAUGAAUGAUUUCAGCGUGCAUAGAAUCAUUGGACGAGGAGGAUUUGGUGAAGUGUAUGGUUGCAGGAAAGCAGACACUGGAAAAAUGUACGCAAUGAAAUGCCUGGAUAAGAAGAGGAUCAAGAUGAAACAAGGAGAAACAUUAGCCUUAAAUGAGAGGAUUAUGUUGUCUCUUGUGAGCACAGGGGACUGCCCUUUCAUUGUCUGUAUGACCUAUGCCUUCCAUACUCCAGAUAAACUAUGCUUCAUCUUGGAUCUGAUGAACGGGGGCGAUUUGCACUAUCACCUUUCCCAGCAUGGGGUAUUUUCUGAGAAGGAGAUGCGGUUUUAUGCCACCGAAAUCAUCCUGGGGCUGGAGCACAUGCACAAUCGGUUUGUUGUUUACAGAGAUUUGAAGCCUGCAAAUAUCCUCUUGGAUGAACACGGACACGUCAGGAUAUCCGAUCUCGGUCUUGCCUGUGACUUUUCCAAAAAGAAGCCACAUGCGAGUGUGGGUAGACGUGGGAAGGUUGCACCAGACGUUAUAGAGAAAACCACUUCCCACGCAAGAUGUGGGGAGUGGGAAAGCCUCUGCAUGUGUGGUGAGUUACUGAGAUUGCACAGCCCUUUCCGACAACACAAAACCAAAGAUAAACACGAGAUAGACCGGAUGACUCUCACCGUGAACGUCGAGCUCCCGGAGGCCUUCUCCCCUGAACUUCGGGCCCUCCUAGAAGGCCUGCUCCAGAGAGACGCUAGUAAGCGGCUUGGCUGCCGUGGAGGCGGGGCACAGGAAGUAAAGGAACACGGCUUUUUCAAAGGCAUCGACUGGCAGCAUGUCUACUUACAGAAGUACCCUCCACCCUUGAUUCCUCCCCGGGGAGAAGUCAACGCUGCCGACGCCUUUGACAUUGGCUCAUUUGAUGAAGACGACACCAAAGGCAUCAAGCUCAGCUGCCUCAUUAUACCCUGGUUGUAUUACGCUCUGGGAAAAGACUGCAUCAUGCACGGCUACAUGCUAAAACUGGGGAACCCGUUCCUGACUCAGUGGCAGCGUCGCUAUUUUUACCUCUUUCCAAACAGACUUGAAUGGAGAGGAGAGGGAGAGUCCCGGCAAAAUUUACUGACGAUGGAACAGAUUCUGUCUGUGGAAGAAACUCAGAUUAAAGACAAGAAAUGCAUUUUGUUGAGGAUAAAAGGAGGGAAGCAAUUUGUCUUGCAAUGUGAGAGCGACCCCGAGUUUGUGCAGUGGAAGAAGGAGCUGACCGAGACGUUUAUGGAGGCCCAGCGGCUGUUGAGACGCGCCCCCAAGUUCCUCAACAAGUCCCGCUCCAGCGUGGUUGAGCUGUCCAAGCCUCCCCUCUGUCACAGGAACAGCAAUGGCCUCUGA